AGGAUGGGUGAGCCAAUAAACGAGGGAUCGCGGGGAAAGGCAGCCCCAGGCGGCGGGCCCAGCCACCCCCACCGCCCCUGGGCAGGCGAGCCGGUUCCCGCCCCCGGCCCGGCUCGCGCGCGCUCUCAGCCCCGCGGCGGAACGCGAGGGCGGCGGUAGCGGUUUCCCUUGAACCAGCCGGGGAAUCUGGAGGGAGCACACAGGAAAGGCAGAGCUGCGAGCGGGACCAGCCGUGAAAAUCUCUAGAAGAUGAUGGUGUUCUUUAAAACACUUCGAAAUCAUUGGAAGAAAACUACAGCUGGGCUUUGCCUGCUGACCUGGGGAGGCCAUUGGCUCUAUGGAAAACACUGUGAUAACCUGCUUAGGAGAGCAGCCUGUCAAGAAGCUCAGGUGUUUGGCAAUCAGCUCAUUCCUCCCAAUGCACAAGUGAAGAAAGCAACUGUUUUUCUCAAUCCUGCAGCUUGCAAAGGCAAAGCCAGGUCUCUAUUUGAAAAAAAUGCUGCCCCGAUUUUACAUUUAUCCGGCAUGGAUGUGACUAUUGUUAAGACAGAUUAUGAAGGACAAGCCAAGAAACUCCUGGAACUUAUGGAAAACACAGAUGUGAUCAUUGUUGCAGGAGGAGAUGGGACACUGCAGGAGGUUGUUACUGGAGUUCUUCGACGAACAGAUGAGGCUACCUUCAGUAAGAUUCCCAUUGGAUUUAUCCCACUGGGAGAGACCAGCAGUUUGAGUCAUACCCUCUUUGCCAAAAGUGGAAACAAAGUCCAACAUAUUACUGAUGCCACGCUUGCCAUUGUGAAAGGAGAGACCGUUCCACUUGAUGUCUUGCAGAUCAAGGGUGAAAAGGAACAGCCCGUGUUUGCAAUGACCGGCCUUCGAUGGGGAUCCUUCAGAGAUGCUGGCGUCAAAGUUAGCAAGUACUGGUAUCUUGGGCCUCUAAAAACCAAAGCAGCCCACUUUUUCAGCACUCUUAAGGAGUGGCCUCAGACUCAUCAAGCCUCUCUCUCGUACACGGGACCUACAGAGAGACCUGCCAGUGGACCAGAGGAGACACCUGUACAAAGGCCUUCUUUGUACAGGAGAAUAUUACGAAGGCUUGCAUCCUUCUGGGCACAACCACAGGAUGCCCUUUCCCAAGAGGUGAGCCCAGAGGUCUGGAAAGAUGUGCAGCUGUCCACCAUUGAACUGUCCAUCACAACACGGAGCAAUCAGCUUGACCCGACAAGCAAAGAAGAUUUUAUGAACAUCUGCAUUGAACCUGACUCCGUCAGCAAAGGAGACUUUAUAACUAUAGGAAGUCGAAAGGUGAGGAACCCCAAGCUGCAUGCUGAGGGCACGGAGUGUCUCCAAGCCAGCCAGUGCACUUUGCUUGUCCCCGAGGGAGCCGGGGGCUCUUUUAGCAUUGACAGUGAGGAGUAUGAAGCAAUGCCUGUGGAGGUGAAACUGCUCCCCAGGAAGCUGCAGUUCUUCUGUGAUCCUAGGAAAAGAGAACUGCUGGCAAGCCCCACCCAGUGAGCAGGCAGAAGGCAAGUGCUCUGAGACUACACUUUAGGCCAUUGGCGGGACCAAAACAGAACAGGUGACUCAACCAUCCCAAAAGUGUUGACAGAGGGUCCCAAGGGCAUUUUCAUGGCAAGUAUGUCUCUGCCCCCCUCCAGUAGUGCUUCCCAAAGUGUGCUCUGUCACCUGCUUGGCAAUCAGCUUCCGUUAGUGCAUGUUUUAUUUUGGUGUGAUGGUCGACCCUCCUAAACACGAGCUUUCCUCAGGCUGGUUCAAGAUGGAAAAGGACUUUCUUCUGUUUUAUCCAAAAGUGCAACCACAGUGGAGAGCCCACAGUGGGCUUAGCCUGCCUAAGCCCCUCCAUUCUUGUUCUGUUCUUUGACCGUGCUAGUAAUUCCGGGGAAGUGUCUUCCUUCCCUGGUGACCCUUUCCUAGUUCUAGGCUCCUCCAUGGGUGCUGCUAUUUUGUGAGCUCCAGCUUCUGUUUAGCUUUUAUUUCAGUUCUAUCCUCAGUCCAGAAAUGUAUGUGAGGUGGUUUUCACCUCCAGCCAUGGCUAUAAUACUGUAAAAUGCUAGUUUUUAUUUUUUUAAGUAGUGCUUCCUAAAUGGUAUGCAUGAGAGCCACCUGGGAUGCAUGUUGAAAAUUUAUUUGGGGUCCACCCCAAACCUAACAACCCAAUUUGGGGAAGGGGCCCAGGAGUGUGCAUUUUUUAAAAGUCAGCCACCCUUCCCAGGUGAUUCUGUAAGUUGUCCCUCAGCCAUACUUGGAGAAAUAGUGUUUUAAAAACAGUGGUCCACAAAGUAUUCUGCUCAUGUGCCCCCCCAAAAGUAUUUUGAAAAAUCAUGUAUCCCCUCACCCAUCUAAGUUGCCACCUAAAAUUUUUCAUGGGAAGUUAAAUAGUUGACAAAGUAUGUAUUUGCUGGUGUUGUGUAAAUAUUGGUAUUUUACAAUAAAAACUGUUAUAUCGCUAUUUUAAAUAUAUUCAGUACCAUUUAAAUAUCACAACAAUUUGACACCGUUCAUUCAUUUAUAAAAAUAAAUGAGCUAGUUUUUUAGUAGUUGAACAUUUUAAAUUGGCUUCUCUCCUUCUGUAUUUCCAUACCACUUUCAGCCAAGAGUCCUGUCAUAAUGUAAUCUAUUAUGCCUGACAUCUUUUAAUCAUUCGCCCCAUUAUCUCCUUGUCAACAAAAAAGUAUAAAUGGAAAUAAGUAAGUUUUUUUAGUUCUUCUGUCAGUCCAGAACAAAUAUUAUUGGUAUAUAAUGAAAAUAUUAAUAUAAUUAUUUGAUGAUUAAAAAUUGUUCUAUUAGAAUGUUCUUUAACCUAAUUAGUUCAUUUAUCCAAGAGUACACGAAUGUUAUUUACAGCUGAGAUGGGGUUCAACCUCAGUUGUAUUCCUUGUUUCAUUUCUUUAUAGAUGUAAGCACAUAAGUUCUAUGAGAAUAGAAAGAAGUAUGUUAAUUUUGUGCAGUUCUUUGAAUUCCUUUGGAAUUUCGACAAAAAUCAUAGUGCUCUAUCAAGAAUUAUUAAUAAUGAUCUAUCAGUUAACAACUUGAUUAGAUUCUCCUUUAGUUGUUGAAGGCAGAGAACUGAAAUCCACCUGAUUUGCCAAGCCUGUCAUUGACACCAUUUACUUUUCCUACCACUGACCAAUUUUCCUUUGUUUAGUGCCCCUGAGGUUCUUACACUCUAGACGGCAGUGCACCACAGGAAGAUCAAGGAGCGAAGACUGCGAGGGGGGAAAGGGAGGAAGCAGAGCUGGCAGGCCUGAGCUAUACAGGCUUACUCUCAGGCAGAUCCCAUUUAAGAUAGACUACAUACACCAUGCCCACACAUCCCAUGGAGAGACACGACCAAUGCUUUAGUGGAUUACAGAACAGCUAUGAAAAGUCCAUGAAUGAAGAUCACAAAAUGUAAGGCCUUCUUAUUUCACACUGUAUAUUCUUCAGGGUGGUAAAAUUUCUGCUUUUAGCAAAGACCUAACAGAUGGUUGCAAACAUCAGCAUAAAGAUCACUCAUCCCAUACCACCCACGGACAGAGAGAAGGGAUACUGUGGUAUAUGAAAAUAAAAGUUUUCACCUGAGCUGAGAGCAUUCAGCAUAUCAUGGUUCUGUAACAGUAUCAAGGACCAGUGCAGAAUCUGGCUUGCUUCUUUGCUAGGCUACCAGUUUGUGUAUAUGUGUGCUCAUUUUGUGGUUCUAAUCAUAAUGGUACAUAUAAUUAGGGAAGGAUAUGGAAGCCACAUUAGAAUCUUAAUUCAGUUAUAAAUAUAAAUAUACCUUGUUUCAAACUUUGUUUUCUUGAUUGAGGCUCUUUCCUGUGAGGGCUUGGUUUCCUUAUUGUUGACUGCUUUGUUCUUUGCCUUGUCCUUCCCCAUAAGGCCUGCAUGGAAGAUGUUUAACAAUGCAACUAAAAGAGAGUGAGCCUUGUCAGCCAAAGCUGGAAUGCUGAGCUGUCUGGAGGAGAACUUAAUAACCCAGUUUGGGGUUGGGGCCCAGGAAUCUGCAUUUUUUAAGUCAGCCUCCUUUUCCAGGUGAUUUUGUUUAGUACAAACCUUUUGACAGGUUAAUUUCACUUAAAUGCAAAGAUUACUUUUGUUAAAAACACCGUAGUUGCUUUCUAUAAGAGCUUAACAUAAAGCGUUUUUCCUCAUACCUACUUUGCACAUAUUUGUAUGCAGUUAUAAUUCCUAUGUGCCAGUGCUUCACACACGUAACUGAUGCAUCAGUUCUCACAACAACCCUAGGAAGUAGCUACAGGUUGAGCAUCCCUAAUCUGAAAAGGUGAAAUCCGAAAUGCUCCAAAAUCUGAAACCUUGCCACCAUGAUGCUUAAAGGAAGUGCCCAGUGGAACAUUUUGGGUUUUGGAUUUAUAAUGCAAAGAUUCUAAAAUCCUAAAACAUCUGAAAUCUGAAAAUACUUCUGAGUCCCAAGCAUUUCAAAUAAGGGACAUUCAGUCUGUAAUAUUAUAUGGUUACACAGCUCAGAAAGUAGGAACCCGGCUUUGAUUCCAGGCCAUUUGAUUUACAGAGCCGCCGCCAGCAGUGUACUCUAUACCAGUUCUAAAUGAAUGUUGGCGACUCCCCAAAAGGUUAAAAAUGAAAUAGAAGUUUAGAAUAUACACAUAUACCAAAUAUAUACAUACAGUUUUAAACUCGUCUUCUGGGUGGUGUAGUUAUUCCCAACUUUGUUUCCUAUUACCUGGAGAAAGUUUGUCCUGAUCGUGGCUUCUAGGAGGACAGGUAGCAGCUCCCCAGUCUCCUCCAUUCAGGACUGCAAGUGAAGUCAGGUUCAGCCCCACAGCUCUGCUCGUGGGGUGGGCCACCAUUCCUUCCUACCACAAACCACAUUUCUUGGACUAGAGAAGGGAUUGCAGCACACAUGUUCAUGUUAAAAUGUGAACUUUAAUUGUAAAAAUCAUUUUCUGUAAAUAUAGUUAUGUCAACCUCUCUGCACAUAACUUGGUUCAGAUAUAUACAGAUACAAUAUUCAUAGAUGUUAUUUGUACCACAGAACAAAAUCAAUUCAAGAAACAUUUACUCUUAGCUUCAGGAUUAACCCCAGCUUUCUUUAGGUCUUAAAAUUACCACCACUGGCAACAGAGAGAGCACGGCAUACCUGGGCACACCAGUAUUCAGGGCAAAAUUUAUUAAGUGUCUUACCAAUUUCAUAAUAUGAGGUAAAUACCUGAAACAAAAAUAGAUUCAGUCUCUCGUAUUGCUAUAACUCUUAGGCUGGGUUAUUAAUCAAAAUAGGAGUUUUACCUUUAAGGCGACAGGGAGGCUAUGCUGAUUCUUAGAAAGAAAUGGGAAAAGUUUUUCUAAGGCUACAACUAUUUGUUUAGGCUUAUUUUCCCAGACCUGUACAAAAAUUCAGUCAACAAGCUUUGGGUAAACACAGAAAAUUCAUUUUGCUUUCCUCUGCUCUCUGUCCCUGAAGUCACUCAUCCAGGGUGGUUGUUCAAAAGCCAAGAAUCUCCACCAUUCUUUACUUGACAAUCUUUGUGGACACAUUAGACCGAAACUUUUUUUUGUAACAUCAUCUUAAAAUUUUUAGUAUACUUUUUGUUUAGUUUACCCAAAGGAAGGAGUUUUCAUUCUAAUGUCAAUUAAAUAUCUGCAACCAUCCAACUCAGUGACCUCUGUGUGGACUGUUCACUUUAUGGAUCAUCUCUGGCUAAUUAAAACAUCCUGCCUCACCCCCACACUUGCUGACUGGCCUUAGAAAGCAAAGUAAAUUUAUUAUUAGUCUAAAUAAGCAUUCUACAGGAAACAUAAGUAAUUCAUACCUGGCCUACUAUGAAAAUUAAAUUUUCUGAAUUUAGAUCAUAUUAACUCUAGAAGCCCCACAGUAUGCUAAAAUUCGAGAAUUCUAAAAAGAUGAAAGCAAGGCUUUUUUUCUCCGUUGUCUUUAUAUAGCACUAGAAAAUUCUUAUUCCCUUUCUAAAUUUGCAAUUUCAUCCAACUGCCCCUAAAUUCUAGUUCCAAAAAUGAAUUAAAGUGCCAGUUAUAAAUCUACCUCCCACUCCCACCUCUCUCCAGUUAAGAAAGAGGCCCAAAAA
Molecule: messenger RNA, 6059 nt
Organism: Cebus imitator (Panamanian white-faced capuchin)
Lineage: Eukaryota; Metazoa; Chordata; Mammalia; Primates; Cebidae
Gene: AGK
Product: acylglycerol kinase
Exons: 17
Coding region: 250-1515 (421 amino acids)
Biological process (GO): protein insertion into mitochondrial inner membrane; ceramide biosynthetic process
Cellular component (GO): TIM22 mitochondrial import inner membrane insertion complex; mitochondrion
Molecular function (GO): ceramide kinase activity; ATP-dependent diacylglycerol kinase activity; acylglycerol kinase activity
Source: RefSeq, a predicted model, not a curated record